GACAACCAACGCCAUCACGUGACAUAUGUCAUAUUUACUUUGAGCGUUUUGGAAUUUUUGAUGGUGAAGUGCAAAAAUGGCGGACGACAAAGAUGUGGUGGAAAAAACGAUUGCGGAAGAUUUGGUGGUCACCAAAUAUAAAAUGGCAGGAGAAAUUGUCAACAAGGUCUUAAAACAAAUAAUAGAAAAAUGUCACCCUGGAGCCUCUGUUAAGGCAAUCUGUGAAGCUGGAGAUGAGCUUAUAAGUGAAGAAACUGGAAAAGUCUUCAAGAAAGAAAAGGAACUCAAGAAAGGCAUUGCCUUUCCCACUUGUGUUUCAGUGAACAACUGUGUUUGUCAUUUCUCUCCUGUACCCAGUGAACCUGACUAUAUACUGAAGGAGGGUGAUGUAGCUAAAAUUGACUUAGGAGCACAUAUUGAUGGCUUUAUUGCAGUGGUCGCACAUACUAUUGUUGUUGGGGCAAGUCCAGAUAAAAAGAUUACAGGUAGGAAAGCCGACGCUAUCUUGGCAGCGCACUAUGCCUCCCAGGCAGCCCUUAGAUUACUAAAACCCGGCAACGAAACUUACUCGAUCACAGAUGCAGUGCAAAAAGUGGCUGAGUCUUUCAAGUGCAAACCUGUUGAAGGAAUGCUCAGCCAUCAGCUGAAGCAAUUUAAAAUCGAUUGCGAAAAAACUAUCAUACAAAAUCCCAACGAUGCGCAGCGAAAGGAACACGAAAAAUUUGAGCUCGAAAAGCACGAAGUGUACGCCAUGGACGUUCUGAUUAGUACGGGAGAGGGUGUCGGUAAAGAAACUGAGGCAAGAGUGUCAAUAUAUAAAAAAACUGAUGAGCAGUACCAGUUAAAACUUAAGGCGUCGCGUAUGUUCUUUACAGAGGUGAGGACGAAACAUGGAAACAUGCCCUUCAACCUCAGGUACUUUGAAGAUGAAACUAAGGCGAAAAUGGGAGUGAAUGAAUGCGUGAAAAAUAAGCUAGUGGAACCUUUUCAAGUAUUGUUUGAAAAACCUGGUGAAAUUGUUGCGCAGUAUAAGUUCACUGUACUUCUCAUGCCCAACGGACCACACAGAAUAACUGGCUUGACCUUUGAGCCUGAACUCUACGAAUCUGAACACUCGAUUACCGAUCCCGAGCUUAAAUCCCUCCUUAACAGUUCUGCCAAUCCCAAGGCAGCCAAAAAGAAGAAGAAGAAGUCUGAGAGUGCAGCGGCAGCAGCAGAUCAGCCCCAACCGAUGGAAGUCGAGGCCGCAGCUUGAUCACAAGCAACCACAUACCGUCUUUUUUACCUGCUUUUUUUUCUAAUUCCAUUUCCCGUUUUUUAUCAGCGCACCCACUACUCCCCCUCUUUUUUAAAUCCCGAAAAAUGUUAUAUAUAUUUGUUAAAAAAAAAUUGUUUGGGGCCGUAUAUCGUUUAUGUUCAUUUUCACUCUCUAUGUAAAAAACUGCACUUAAAGUAUUAGACUUUAGAAGGAUGUAAUUAUUUUUUAUGUGUAUGCCCCAAUGUUUAUUAUUAGUUGUAAAGAAUUAAAUAUAAAAGUGCAUAUAUCGAAAGAUGGUCCCCGAAUCUAUUUAUCAAAAUCUUGAAUUUUAUAAAUAUGACUCUUCUGAGGUCAACUGUUAAGUUUUUACUUCAUAUGAUUUUUUGACUAAUACCUUGACCUUUUGAAAGAAAUAAAUCCUAUUAACAUAUUUUA
Molecule: messenger RNA, 1693 nt
Organism: Anthonomus grandis grandis
Lineage: Eukaryota; Metazoa; Arthropoda; Insecta; Coleoptera; Curculionidae
Product: proliferation-associated protein 2G4
Exons: 8
Coding region: 77-1255 (392 amino acids)
Source: RefSeq, a predicted model, not a curated record